CUCCACAGGUGUGCACCAUGUUGUUGUGCGUGUUUCUGGUCCUUCACCUGCUGGGAGCCGGACAUUCGGCGUGUGUGAGGAGUCUGCGCCCUAAUAAUGACGGAUCACAAGAACACGAAGUGUUUGUAGAUGAAGGAAAGGCAAAUUUGUUCCUGGGUCGACACCUGCUGUUCAACCGGUUCGACUUUGAGAUGUUCGUCCCGGGUAACCUGGAGAGGGAGUGCUACGAAGAAAUCUGCAGUUACGAGGAAGCAAGGGAGGUCUUUGAAAACGUCCCAGAUACAAAUACAUUUUGGAAGAAAUACACAGAAGAAAAGAACAAGCGCCACUCUGGAGUCGAUGUGAUAUCUGUUUUGGUGGGAGUGAUUUCUGGAUCAGUGGGCCUUGUUAUCAUUGGCGUCUUGAUCUGGUAUUCUUGUCGAUGCCGGUCAAAAGACAACUUCAGCCGUGGAAGUUCUAGUCGGACGCGCCCCAGGAGGAGUAACGCCCCUUUAAUAAUGCGAAGGUUGGAGGAGGUCUCUCUGCAGCCUGAGCAUCUUCCACCAGCCCCAGUCCCUGAAGAGGAACUGGACCCCCCGGGUCUACCGUCAUAUGAACAGGCAGUCUCAAGAGUUGGCCAGCAUGAUGCCCCACCUCCCCCAUAUCCUGGCUCAAGACCUGGGAGUAUCCAACGAUAACAUCUUCAGGACAAAUAAAUGUCCAUGACUGUCAACAUUAAAUGGACAAUUUGCAGCCAGUGAAUGUAAUUUAUACCAUUUCAAGGUUCAAAAUGGUUUCUUUUCUUUA
Messenger RNA from Cololabis saira (Pacific saury), 786 nucleotides. It is a transcript of the gene prrg4, whose product is annotated as proline rich Gla (G-carboxyglutamic acid) 4 (transmembrane). The transcript is spliced from 7 exons. Lineage: Eukaryota; Metazoa; Chordata; Actinopteri; Beloniformes; Belonidae. Gene Ontology annotation, molecular function: calcium ion binding. Gene Ontology annotation, cellular component: extracellular region. The coding region runs from base 18 to 677 and encodes 219 amino acids. The record is from RefSeq and is a predicted model, not a curated record.